AUGGAAAUUAUUGCUUCUAGUAAAGAUAAAGAAAAUACUCACCACACUAAUAACGUCGAAGAUCGUAAAUCACCUCCAAAUGCUACGCAUGAAGAUGAUUCUCCUUCUACAGUAUGUUUAAAAAAGAACUCUGCUGGUCGUAAGAAAAUACGCCGGGUUCUUAACUAUUUUGAGCUAGAUCCGGAAACCCGAGCUGCGGCGAAGGAAGAAAAAAAAAGAUUAGAUCGCAUUAAAGAUCAGAAGCGUUCGAAAACUACUUCUUCUGCAACUAAUAGUCAAGUAGAUGACUUUAUUUUAGAGAAACAUGAUAAUAAAAAGAUUGUUUACGUCCAAUCAUUCAUUAGUAAGCAUCUAAAAGCUCAUCAGAAGGAAGGUAUAAAAUUUAUGUGGACAAGCUGUAUCGAGUCAGUUGAUCGAAUUGCUGAACCUGGAUCUGGUUGUAUAAUUGCACAUUCGAUGGGCUUGGGUAAAACGUUACAGGUUAUCGCUUUCAUCGAUGCAGUAUUGAACUAUGGUAAUGAAAGCAUACAGAGCGUACUUGUAGUAUGCCCUAAAAAUGUUUUAUUAAAUUGGGCACUGGAGUUUAAAAAGUGGCUCAAGAGGGAAAAUAGUUAUAGUGUACACACUUUUUCAGCUACCUUAAGCAGUACUAAGGACCGUUUGAGGCCUCUACGGCUCUGGAAUGCUACGAAGGGUUUAAUGAUUAUUAGUUAUAAUAUGUAUACGAGGUUGUUAUCACCUGAUAAAUCUAAUUUUGAUCGCAGUUGUAAUGAUUUUCUUACACAAGUUCUGUUGGAACCUGGUCCGGACAUUGUUAUAUGUGACGAAGGACAUUUGCUUAAAAGUCAAAAAACUAAAACUUCUGAGAUUUUAAAUAGAAUCAGGACGAAACGACGUAUUAUACUAACUGGGACACCUUUACAAAACAAUUUAAGCGAAUAUUAUUAUAUGGUCAAUUUUGUUAAGCCACGGUUACUUGGCUCGAUGAGUGAAUUCAAAAAUAGGUUCAUUAAUCCAAUUCGUAAUGGACUACAUGCGGAUUCUACAAGGGAUGAUGUAAAAUAUAUGAAGAAACGCACUUAUGUAUUGAAUUUGAAAGUCAAGGCUUUUGUACAGAGAUACGAUUACGAUGUGUUAGAGUCUGAGCUGCCUCCGAAACAUGAAUAUGUUAUUUAUAUUCGUAUGUCGAGAAAACAAUGUGAACUUUACAAAUCUUACUUAGAAAAGUUUGCAUCUGACGAUCAUCUACAUUUUCGGACCUACUCUUUAUUUGGUGAUUUCUCGAACUUGACAAGCAUUUGGACGUAUCCUUGGAAUUGGAAAAGAGAUAAUAAUAAUUCCAUGACGGACAUGGUUUCUGAAAACGAUGAAGUCAGCACUGUUAGUGAUGGAGGGUGCUCUACUACAUGGAAAGAUUCAAGUCUGGCUGAAGAUUGUGACCAUCUUCAAAAUGAUACCGGCAUUAUUGACGCUACGAGGCUUGAUUUAGGUGAUACGACCAAAGGAAAUGAAAAUGAUUCAGCUAAUACACGUGUAAAUAGUGAUGACGGAAGUAAAAAGGCUGUAACCGUGGAUCAGUUAGUAUUAAACACUACUAUUAAUUCAGCUAGUGAUAAAGAUGCAGUUGAUAGACAUAAAAAGCGCUGGCUGGAACAACUUGCGAAGGUUCCACAAGAAGAUCUUAUGACAUAUUGUAACAAAAUGAAAGUCGUUGUGAAAAUAAUCGAUCUGGCCUAUAAAUUACAAGAGAAAGUAAUUAUAUUCAGCCAUAGUCUAUGUUGUCUGACAUUGAUUGAAGAAGUAUUGAGAGAGAAUUGUACACCUAGCUUGUCAUAUGAAGACUACUGCAGAAUGGACGGAAGAACGUCUGCGGAACUACGUCAGCGUUAUAUUGAUAAAUUUAAUAAUAGCAAUAGCUAUCGAUGCAGAGUAUUCCUAAUUUCGACGCGUGCUGGUAGCUUAGGAAUUAAUUUGACUGCUGCUAGUAGAGUAGUUUUAUUUGACGUUGGUUGGAAUCCGUCUUAUGAUAUGCAAGCGAUUUUCCGUGCUUACCGAUUUGGGCAAAAAAAAACGGUUUAUGUUUAUCGUCUUGUCGCAAAGGGUACAAUGGAACAAAAAAUCUAUGAAAGACAGGUUACGAAACAAUCAUUAGCUUACAGAGUUAUUGACAAGCGUCAAAUCGAGCGCCAUUAUACCAUGUCAGAAUUGCAGGAACUGUAUGCCUUUACUCCUGAGCCGGAUAAUUUAAAAACUCCCUUAGUCCCACAGGAUCAAAUUCUUGCGGAAAUUAUACAGGAUCUACAUCCGAAAAUCCUUUUAAGUUAUCAUGAACAUGAUUCUUUACUCAAGAAUAUAGAAUCAGAAAAAUUAACAGAAGAUGAGCGGAAGGCUGCAUGGGAAGAAUAUAAAGCAGACGAAACGUAA
Messenger RNA from Trichoplax adhaerens, 2424 nucleotides. RefSeq lists its product as uncharacterized. Bases 1 to 2424 code for a protein of 807 amino acids. The transcript has 11 exons. Gene Ontology annotation, molecular function: ATP-dependent chromatin remodeler activity; ATP hydrolysis activity; ATP binding. Gene Ontology annotation, cellular component: nucleus. The record is from RefSeq and is a predicted model, not a curated record. NCBI's taxonomy places the organism in Eukaryota, Metazoa, Placozoa, Uniplacotomia, Trichoplacea, Trichoplacidae.